Molecule: messenger RNA, 1411 nt
Organism: Aricia agestis (brown argus)
Lineage: Eukaryota; Metazoa; Arthropoda; Insecta; Lepidoptera; Lycaenidae
Exons: 5
Coding region: 118-969 (283 amino acids)
Biological process (GO): negative regulation of amyloid precursor protein biosynthetic process
Cellular component (GO): plasma membrane; Golgi apparatus; extracellular exosome
Molecular function (GO): amyloid-beta binding
Source: RefSeq, a predicted model, not a curated record
GAUUAUUUCUUAUCGAUUCUGAAUUUUCAGCAAAUAGCAACUGGAAAGUGGAAUAUAAAGUAGUUGUGUUCAUUGAAAUAAAUCGUAUUUGAUAGUGUAUUUACGAAUUUCAUAAUCAUGACUGUAAUAACAAAAAGUAAUUUAUCUGCUAAGAAGCUUGAUAUUGUCCGAGUGCCGCUUGGUGACGAACAAAAUUAUGAUGAAGAUAAAGUGGAGGUGCAAGAAUUUAUUGGGGCUAGGCAAGCUUCAAAAGCCUUCGUUUGUCUGUCGUUUGGCUUCAUGAUGUUAAUUCUGUCUUUGACCACGGGUCUUUUGUUAUAUCGCCAAUACAGGCCUCUGAACAGAGUCCACCGAUUCACCGGGUACUGUACUGUUGCUUAUCCAGUAAGCUUCAAAGAGGAACCCAUGGUGGGGAGCUUCCGAGUGGUGCCAAUUCACUCCGAAAAUAAUUUCCAAAUUGUAAGCACUCUCAAUGAUAACCAGCAAAAUGAUGAUCUGGAAAACUCUCUACACGAGGAGUUGGACAUUGAAGACUCCGUGGAGAAAAUUGAAGUUUAUGAUAAUGGACACAGUGUUAACUUCAUCCAUGAUUUCAAUGCCAAUCAAACUGGUAUAGUAGAUGCUGACCGUUGCUUUGUUAUGGAUUUGGAGCCGGAUGUAGUGUUGGGACCCUCCGUGUUUGCCGCUGGACUGACUCGGGGCGAUGAGUUCGACGUGUCUCGUGUCCGCAGCUCUCUCCGUGCGGUGCUCCCUGUAAUCCAGAGUCUGUUCUCUGCUAGCGUCACUGCUGCUUGUGAAACCCGUCCAAUAUACAGACUUGUUCGUGAAGAGGAAACUCUGAUCCGUAAGCGUUCAGCUGAAGACCCUCCUCAUGACUUCAUCCACUUCUCCGGCAAGCACGUCCAGGAGAUUAAAAUCCAGAACCUGGAGGAAAUUCUCAACUAUGAAAAUCAGAACAAAACUGUCUAAGCCCUAAACGGGAGAAGACAUUAGGUUAGGUAUAAAUGUUUGAAUCUAUAAUAAUAAGUAAAUACUCAAACAUUGUAUUCCAUAUGAGUAUAUCAUAAUGGAACUUUGUGUUAGAUAUCAUUGAUCUCUCAAUUCCCUUCAAUAUUUCAGUUAUAAUCAUUCUCUUAUCUGUAUAACUCAAUUUCAUUCCUUAAUUGGUUAAUUACUCCAAAAAUCAUAUUAUUGUUAUUUACUUGAGUUUCGUUAAAAACUUUGUGAAAUGGCUAUCUGGAUCUUUGGUAUGUAAUUUAAUUAAAUUUAAUUACAGUUACUGUUUAGGUGAGACAGUACUAGUACUACUACUAGUCUACUACUAGUCUGAGUUAAAUAAAAAAAAUAUUUUAGGAAAAAAUAUGAAUCCAUGUUUCUAUCACAUUAAUGAUGUUUAUGAAAAGCACAAAAA